GAGGGAUGGUGCACGACGCAGCCCCGGGAGCUUCGGGAACGAGGGGCUUGGCCGGCCGUGUCGCAUGGAUGGUGGGCCAUUCAUUUGUCUUCUGGGCCGAAAGGAGGGCUGCAGCUCGAGCUCAGGGCCACCAGCUGGGCUUUCAUAGGGACCAGUUGGCAGUGCAAUGGUUUGGGUACAGGGAUUUUUGUUGGGGGGAGGUCUGCGGGAUGGUGUUCCGGAUGGUGGCAGGCGGGCAAAGGCCGGACCUGCUGGUACUCCAUGCGGGGGGCAACGACUUAGGCCUCACACCGCAGCGGCGGCUGGUGAAGUGGAUGAAGCAGGACCUUAACAGUUUAAGGGACCUGCUUCCUGGGGUGAUGUUGGUCUGGUCGGAAAUUGUCCCGAGGAGGCGAUGGCGGCACGCUAGGGACCCGGAGGCUAUUGACAGGUGUAGGAAGAAAGUGAAUAGCUUGAUGGCAAGCUUCGUGCGGAAGCUAGGGGGUGUGGUGGUACGGCACAGCGAGUUGGAAGGUGGGUUGCCGGGGUACUACCGCUCGGAUGGAGUCCAUCUCUCGGCAGUUGGUUGGGAUCUGUUGACCCUGGGCUGGCAGGAUGGCAUAACCAAGGCACUUUGUCUUCGGGGUGGCGGAGCUCAGACAGUUUAAGGAGUCAAGGUCUGAGCUUGUGGCGGGAUAGGGAGCUGAAGGAGAAGAAAUAGGCUCCCUAGGAUGAACGUCAUGGAGACGUAAAACUGUGGUCAUUGGUGGUUGGUAGGUUCCAAGUCCUGUCGGUGGCUCAGAAUCUGGUGGGGCAGGGGUAUCCGGGUAUACCCCUGCCAUGGUUAAUUUAUGUUUGGCACUUUAAGUUGGUAUGUUGGAAUAUGUUGGUAUGUAUGUUAUAUAUAUAUAUAUAUGUGUUAUUUAUAUGGGGGUCAUUGCCUUUUAUAUCAACAGAAGGAUUCGGAUGUG
Molecule: messenger RNA, 950 nt
Organism: Pelobates fuscus (common spadefoot toad)
Lineage: Eukaryota; Metazoa; Chordata; Amphibia; Anura; Pelobatidae
Exons: 2
Coding region: 6-647 (213 amino acids)
Source: RefSeq, a predicted model, not a curated record